Molecule: messenger RNA, 3546 nt
Organism: Carlito syrichta (Philippine tarsier)
Lineage: Eukaryota; Metazoa; Chordata; Mammalia; Primates; Tarsiidae
Product: zinc finger protein 569
Exons: 4
Coding region: 48-2105 (685 amino acids)
Biological process (GO): negative regulation of transcription by RNA polymerase II
Molecular function (GO): DNA-binding transcription repressor activity, RNA polymerase II-specific; RNA polymerase II cis-regulatory region sequence-specific DNA binding
Source: RefSeq, a predicted model, not a curated record
CCAGCUCUACCUCCUCAGGCGCUGUCCCUUUCCAGAAAGAAGAGAAAAUGACUGAGUCUCAGGAAACAGUGACAUUCAAAGAUGUGGCAAUUGACUUCACCCAGGAGGAGUGGAAGCAAUUGGAUCCUGCUCAGAGGAACCUGUAUCGGAACGUGAUGCUAGAAAACUAUAACAACCUUAUCACAGUGGGCUAUCCACUCACCAAACCUGAAGUGAUUUUCAAGUUGGAACAAGAAGAAGAACCAUGGGUGGUAGAGGAAGAAGUAUUGAGGAGACACUGUCCAGGAGAAAUAUGGGAAACUGAUGAACAUCAGGAAAACCAGGACAGAUUUUUGAGCUACAUUGAAGAUAAAUUCAAGAAACCACUGACUGAAGAUAAAGGCAAUGAAUGUCAUACGAAGUUUGCAAAUGUAUUUCCUUUGAACCCUGAUUUUGUUUCUUCCAGAUACAGUCUCUAUGAAUAUGACAUAUUUGAAAAGUGUUUAGAACAUAAUUUUGAUUAUCAUAAUAUGGAAUGCCUUAUAAGAAAGGAACAUUGUGAAUAUAAUGAACCUUUGCAAUUAUAUGUCAAUAACUCAUCCCAUUUUGUGGUAACCCCCUAUAAGUGUAAUCAUUGUGGAAAAGGUUUCAAUCAAACAUUGGACCUCAUCAGACACCUGCGAAUCCAUACUGGAGAGAAGCCCUAUGAAUGUAAUAACUGUAGAAAAGCCUUCAGUCACAAGGAAAAACUCAUUAAACAUUAUAAAAUUCACAGUAGGGAGCAGUCUUAUGAAUGUAAUGAAUGUGGGAAAGCUUUCAUUAAAAUGUCAAACCUCAUUAGACAUCAAAGAAUUCAUACUGGUGAGAAACCGUAUACAUGUAAGGAGUGUGCUAAAUCCUUCAGCCAGAAGUCAAAUCUCAUUGAUCAUGAAAAAAUUCAUACUGGAGAGAAACCUUAUGAUUGUUGUGAGUGUGGAAAAGCAUUCAGCCAGAAGCAAAGCCUCAUUGCACAUCAGAAAGUUCAUACUGGGGAGAAACCUUAUGCAUGUAAUGAAUGUGGUAAAGCCUUCCCUCGAAUCGCAUCCCUUGCUCUUCAUAUGAGAAGUCAUACAGGAGAAAAACCUUAUAAAUGUGAUAAAUGUGGAAAAGCCUUCUCUCAGUUUUCCAUGCUUAUUAUACACGUUAGAAUUCAUACAGGUGAGAAACCCUAUGAAUGUAAUGAGUGUGGGAAAGCCUUCUCUCAAAGUUCAGCUCUUACUGUGCAUAUGAGAAGUCACACUGGUGAAAAACCCUAUGAAUGUAAGGAAUGUAGAAAAGCCUUCAGCCACAAGAAAAAUUUCAUUACACACCAGAAAAUUCAUACUAGAGAGAAACCUUAUGAAUGUAAUGAAUGUGGGAAAGCUUUCAUUCAGAUGUCAAAUCUUGUUCGACACCAGAGAAUUCAUACUGGAGAAAAACCCUAUGUAUGUAAGGAAUGUGGGAAAGCCUUUAGCCAGAAAUCAAAUCUCAUUGCUCAUGAAAAAAUUCAUUCUGGAGAGAAACCCUUUGAAUGCAAUGAAUGUGGUAAAGCCUUCAGUCAAAAGCAAAACUUUAUUACACAUCAGAAAGUUCAUACUGGAGAGAAACCUUAUGAUUGUAAUGAAUGUGGGAAAGCCUUCUCACAAAUUGCAUCCCUUACCCUUCAUUUGAGAAGUCACACAGGGGAAAAGCCUUAUGAAUGUGAUAAAUGUGGGAAAGCAUUCUCCCAGUGUUCAUUGCUUAAUUUACAUAUGAGAAGUCAUACAGGUGAGAAGCCCUAUGUAUGUAAUGAAUGUGGAAAAGCUUUCUCUCAAAGAACUUCCCUUAUUGUGCACAUGAGAGGUCACACAGGUGAGAAACCCUAUGAAUGUAAUAAAUGUGGAAAAGCCUUUUCUCAAAGCUCAUCCCUUACUAUACAUAUACGUGGUCAUACAGGUGAGAAACCCUUUGACUGUAGUAAAUGUGGAAAAGCCUUCUCUCAAAUCUCAUCUCUUACUCUUCAUAUGAGAAAACAUACUGGUGAGAAGCCCUAUCACUGUAAUGAGUGUGGCAAGGCUUUCAGCCAAAAGUCACAUCUAGUUAGACACCAGAGAAUUCAUACUCAUUAGAAGCUCUAAGAAUAUUGUGAAUAUGGGAACGCUUUUGGAAGGAAUUAACACCUCCUUGCACAUUACACGAUUGGUUCUAGAACAGAAAACUAUGAAUGUGGGAAAACCUGAAGAAGUCACAAAUUUAUAAAACAUUAGAGAAUUCUUACCAAGGUAACAAAUUAUAUAUUAAAAGGCUGGUUAUCAAAAACCAUCAGCAGAUAUAUUACUUAUUCUCAUUAAAAUCUGAAACGAGAUAUUUUCUAUCAGUAUAUUAAUAUAAUACUUGAGUACCUAGCCAAUGUAUUAAGCAAGAAAAAUAAAAUUUGGGGAAAAAGAAGAACUAUAAAAAUAACCUUUUACACAAUAAAUAGUUAGAAAAUGUGUUGAUAGAAAUGUCUAAUAAUAAUUAUGAGACAUAUAUACACAUACACACACAAAUAUACAACAUACAUAUGUAUAACAUCUUGAAGGGCACAAAAGAACCCCCGAAAAGUGACAUUAUGACUGAAACAACUUGACAUUGUAAAAAUAAAUGUUUUAUUCCAAAGUACUAUAAAUAUGGCUACUCAAAGUUUACAUCAGUUGUCUUUUAAUAAGCUUCACAAAGUGAUUAAAAAUUGUAUAUGGAAAAUUAAAGGACCACAAAUAGCUAUAACAAAUUUGGCAGAGCAAACCAAAUAGAGAAGAUACACUCUACUAGAUAUAAAACAUACUUAUUCAAGUUUUUGCCAUGCCAACUGUGUUAUUCAGUGAAUAAAUUAGUCUGUGGAAAUAUAUUGAGGAUUUUCACAAAUAUACAAGAAGAUAUGGGAAUUUUGUGUAUGAUAGUGAUAUUGAAAUUAUUGGGGGAAUGAAUGGCUUAUUCAAGAAAUGGAAGAUUUGAGAAAAAAAUGUUAGCUUUCUACCUUACAUCAUAUACAAAAAUAAAAUUCAAAUAGACAAGUCCAGAAUAUAAAAAGCAAAAUUCUAAAACUAUGAUGAAAAUAAAAUAGAAUAUACUUAUUAUUUUAGAGUCACAGGAUUUCCUUAAAAACACAUAAAUGUGGAACAGUCAAUUCUGUUUUGGUAUAUUGGCCUCAAAGGCGCCCAUAUACAUGUGCAAAGAUAUAUAUAUAUCUCAUAUGUCAUGGUUUGUCUUGCCCUAAAUUGGUUAUAACAAAUUUUUAUCAACAGAGGGAUAGAUUUUUAAAAGAUUAUUUCUAUGAUAGAGUGCUAUAUACCAUUUAGAGAGAAGGUACAAAAUUUACAUAUAGUUACAUGGAUAGAUUACAAUAUAUAGUAUUGAGAGAAAAAGCAAAAUGCACGUAUAAUUUAGUAAGAUUAUGCAAAGAACAGUACUGUGUAUUGGUCAUGGAUCCAUGUAUGAUAUUGGUUGCCUUUUGGGAUGUGGGAAAGGUUUGGUGGGAGUUGUUAUAUUUAUCUGUAAUAUUUCUUCAAUAAAAAAUGAAAGAAAAUAUGA